Molecule: messenger RNA, 2290 nt
Organism: Episyrphus balteatus (marmalade hoverfly)
Lineage: Eukaryota; Metazoa; Arthropoda; Insecta; Diptera; Syrphidae
Gene: elB
Product: zinc finger protein Elbow
Exons: 4
Coding region: 483-2066 (527 amino acids)
Biological process (GO): negative regulation of DNA-templated transcription
Cellular component (GO): nucleus
Source: RefSeq, a predicted model, not a curated record
UCGCUACUUUUUAGUCGCAUUCAGAUACUCUUUGUCGAUAGAGCUCGUGUCGUCCGUAUGCACUGUAAAGCGAGUGCCUCCUCCUCUUCUCUCUCUCAGCCAAAAAAAAAUAAUAAUAACCACCCUCGCGUCUUUAUUUCGAUCUGAAUUUAUAUCAAAAAUACCAUCAAAAAGUUUGAGUGAAACUUUAUUACUAUUUAUAGUCUAACAUUAAGUGCUGUUUCGUGUUUGAUGUUAAUAAUAAAUUCGAAUUGAAGACUUAUUGGCUUCAAAAAUAACGAAAAAAACCUGUAACAAAUGCUAGUUACAAAUUGUAUCUAUUGGAUUAUUCGACGCAAUCUUGAGGAUUACGUGUAUUUAUUUUCAUAACUACACACAUCAAAAGCUGUCAUCACAAAUUAUAAACAACAACAAAUACAAAAAAAAAGAGGAUAUAUCUCCUCAAUACAAAAGCCAAAGUGGAUUUAACAAAUUAUAAUAAAAUGCUGACAUCCAGCAAUCAGUACCUGCGGCCGGAUUAUCUUACACCGACAACUCGAAACAACAAUCAUAUAAUGCCCAUGAAUAAUAACUACAUGAUGUCAUCAGGGCAUUGCGUUUCUGGAUCGUUUCCACUUGAUGAUGUGGGAACAAAUUCUGUGCUGGACACAAAAAACAGCCCCUUGGCCUUGCUGGCUCAAACAUGCAGCGCCAUCGGUGCCGAUACACCAAAUCCCAAACUUUUGGCAAACAUCGAAAAGUCAACCAAAUCCUCACACAAAUCAUCCACAGAUUGUCGGGAUAAAUCGUCACCCGUCGGCAGUCAGUCGUCGUCAGUAUCGACAGGCUCUACGGAGCACCAACAAGUCAAAUCUAGCUUUAAGCCUUACGAGUCGAACAACAAUCGUUAUGACUUGUUGGAUAAUGGCGGCAGCGCCGGAUCCAUUGUUAAUCAAUCUAGUAUAAGAGUUAAGACGCCAAAAAGCAACACAGCAACACAACGAUGCGAUUCAAACCAAAGUGCCACUUCACAAAGAGACUCACCUGCAAUGAUGAAUGCAACACCUGGAACGACGACAACGCAAGCGACGUCUGCGAAUACGGCAGCGCGUAAAACUCCAUCGACAUUGUCGUCGGCCUCGUCGACGGGCUCGUCGGUGGCAAGCAUACAUCAGAAUGCUGAUCAGCCAAAUCCUAGUCCACAUCGUGCCUCAUCCAAGGAAUCAUUUGGAGGUGGUGGAAACAAUAAUACCAGUGUCUCCCCAGCUCAGAGUAGCCCUGUGUCGAAAUCAGUGUCGGAAGCUCAGUAUAUGAAGGCCUUGCAUGCGGCUUCGAUGCAACCGCAGGUUUCAACAGCAGGUGGACAGGCCUAUUACUCGGGAUAUCCGCCGGGUCUAGGGUACCCCAUGGACCUGAUGACAGCCAGUGCUCUGAUGUCUCCACAUCAUCCGAUGUUCAAGGCUGCUGCAAUGAGUCCCUACUUGAAUUAUGCCCGGCUUAAAGGGAUUGAUCCGUCAUCAAUGAUGCCCCCAGUUUGUCGGGAUCCAUAUUGUACCGGCUGUCCAUCGAGUCCACAUUUUCUAAACAAAGCAGCUGGACAGCCCUGUCCGGCUGGUUGCCCGCACUGUGAAUCUCCGUCCGCCCCGAAGUCAGCAGCGGCAGCUGCCUAUGCUCAUGCGCAACUUGCCGCCUUGGCAGCAGCCUCCCAGCUCCCAUACGUCUGCAGUUGGAUUGCCGGUGAUGCUGCCUAUUGUGGAAAACGUUUCGGAACCUCUGACGAGCUAUUUCAGCAUCUGCGGACGCAUACCGCCUCAAUGCCUGAAUCGAUGUUAGCUGCAGCAGCAGCUGGUGGUUUUCCACCAAAUCAUCCGCUGUUUCAAAGAACCUACCCAACGCCACCAUUGAGUCCAUUAUCAGCGACGGGUCGGUAUCAUCCAUACAGCAAACCGUCCAUGCUACCUCCCUCAGCUUUAGGUCCACCACCGUCACUGGCAGGUAUGCCUAUGCCACCGCAUCCGUCAUUGGCGCAAUAUUUCUCACCCUAUUCACUAUAUGGCAAUCCGCGUUUGGGUUCAUCACAUCCAUAGUACGAAUAGUUGGACGAAAGCAGGGUUGCCAAGGUGCAAAGUCUAAUUCGAUUCUAAAAUACUUGUUGCAUUAAAUUUUCAUUCAUUUGUUUUUUGUUUGCAGUAAAUUUACUUUUUUAUUUUUAAUAAAACAAAGAUAAAUUGUUUUUUAAAAAAAUUUGUUAUUUUAUUAUUUUCAAUAUUUAUGUUGUAAAAAAUUUAAACAAGUGAUAUAAGAAUGAAUU